Messenger RNA from Nezara viridula (southern green stink bug), 273 nucleotides. Lineage: Eukaryota; Metazoa; Arthropoda; Insecta; Hemiptera; Pentatomidae. The record is from the annotation of a GenBank genome assembly.
AUGUCUCGUCCUCAACUCCCGCACUGGAGGAGGAUGACUGGAUUAAAGAAGCCGGGAGUUGGGAAGAGGUUAGACAGGGGGCCCACGAGAUUGAUUAUGAAGCCUUCCCACACCACCGUAGAUGUUUACCCUAAGGUAAGGCAUUACCACGGAGGUAAGACGAACUCUCCCCAGAUCCCAGCGGAGAUGUACAAGACAAAGGGUUGGAAGGAAGGCAGUGUUGGAGGAUGCAAACAAGUCCUAAUUAGCAUCUGCUGGCCAAGCAGGGUAUAG